Molecule: messenger RNA, 2025 nt
Organism: Suillus clintonianus
Lineage: Eukaryota; Fungi; Basidiomycota; Agaricomycetes; Boletales; Suillaceae
Product: acid protease
Exons: 10
Coding region: 339-1760 (473 amino acids)
Biological process (GO): proteolysis
Molecular function (GO): aspartic-type endopeptidase activity
Source: RefSeq, a predicted model, not a curated record
ACUUGCCAGCAAUACGUCCUGCCACCAACUUCAAAUUGUCAAGUAUGCGGCAUAGAUCCAGCUCGUCGACCUCCAGCCCAGCAUUAAUGCGGGUAGUCAUUUUAUGGGCCUCAGCUACGAGGACAUCCACAUAUCUUGGUUCCUACUCGUGAGAGCUGCUCCGCGAUGCCAUGGGUGCAACUCUUCUUUACGGUCCCACAGGGUGUCCAUGCUCUUAAAUAUCUGGCUCUGCGAUUCUAGGCCAUCCAAAUUUUGAAGCUCAUCUUCUCUAUGCCCCGUAUUGUUUGUAUUACAAUCCGAGCCUUCUCUUCGUUCUCCUUUGCGCAGCUUCUCCUCUCAUGACGCUCCUGUCGUUGGCCGUCGGUUUUAUUGCCUUGCUCUCCGCCAUCUCCGAUGCGGUCGGAGCACCUCAGGGGGAAACCUCAUCUGCUGGACAGUCCAUGUCUUUGACACGGAGGACGCAGCCCUCCCGUAAUGCCUCAGAGUGGGCGGACUAUGCCAAGAACCUGCGCGAUGCCACAAUCGCGAAGUACUCUUCACAACCUAAUCAAAAGCGGGGAAUGGGCGAGAACUUGAUGGUCAACCAGGGGUUGGACGCAAGCUUUUACGGAACACUGGCUGUUGGUACACCACCUUAUCCCUUUGACGUGAUUUUAGACACUGGAUCCUCAGAUAUGUGGAUCGCCUCGUCCACAUGCCAAUCUAUGUGUGCAGGAACGGGCAAUUUUGACUCAACAAAAUCCUCCACGUUCAAAAAUAUGAACAGGAACUUUAGUGUGACCUACGGCAAAGGUUCCGCAGCAGGCACCCUUGGGCAAGAUGUUGUUCAAAUGGCCGGUUUCACAAUCGUAGACCAAGAAUUCGCGGUGGUAACAUCCACAUCGGUGAACUUCUUGCAAAAUCCUAUCACCGGGAUAUUUGGUCUCGCGUGGGAGUCGCUCGCAGCCUCUGGUGCUAUGCCAUUUUGGCAAGCACUUGCAAGUAAUGGCCAAUGGAGUCAACCCUUGAUGGCUUUCCAGUUGACUCGAUUUUUAAAUGACAGCCAAGCUGGCGAACUAGAACCAGGGGGAUCUUUGACGAUGGGAUACGCAAACCAGAGUUUAUACACCGGAGCGAUUGACUAUAAGAAUCUUCCCAAUGGACAAGCCUCGUACUGGCUUCAACAAAUUACUUCGAUGACUGUACAGGGCAAAUCCAUACCUUUGCCAAGCGGCAGUGCGUCUUAUGCCGCCAUUGAUACCGGUACGACACUCGUGGCAGGGCCUGCGGCUGGCAUUGCAGCCAUCUAUGCUCAGAUCCCUGGAUCUCAGCCUGGGACGGGCAGUUGGGAGGGAUUCUACAGUUACCCCUGUGACACUGCUGUUGCGGUGGAGAUCUCGUUUGGCGGACCCCAUUGGUCAAUCAGCCCCGGUGACUUCGAGUUCACAUUCGCUGGACGCAACUCGAACGAAUGCUAUGGCGCAUUUUAUGCCAUACCCACGUAUGGUGGGACCCCUGCCUGGAUCAUAGGCGACACGUUCUUGAAAAACGUUUAUUCCGUGUUCCGAUACAAUCCCCCAUCUGUCGGAUUCGCAGCACUAUCCGACGUUGCGCUCGCGAUGAACGGCAAAGCUGGAGGAAUACCUUCCGCCACUCUCGGUGCUAACUCAGCAAAGUAUACUUUACAGUCAAGUGCGGCACGGCCAACACGCAACUCUUGCGCAGUUGCGCUUACCAUUUCCGCGUUCUUCGCCGCCUUGGUAUCAUUUGUACAAGCAUAAUGCUGCGGCUGUGGACUAUUAGUGCAUUUACAGCCCUUAGCCUCACCACCUGCGCACAGCCUUCACGAACCCACAUUCUGACACACAGAAGUUACUGUGCCUCAGAUAGCAUUCUCUGCUAGUCAUUAUUUACCUACAGGACAUUACUGGAUGUUGUAAUUGUAGUGCGCACACCGAUCAUCGUCACUAGAGUGCCCAUUAAUAUACUGUAGCUUAUUGCCAGACGGGCUCGUCUAGCUCCACUGAUAUCUCGAGGCUGUUGCAG